UCUAUAAAUUGAAGAGUCCUUUGAUGCACUAACAUGACAAGAAAACCAAAUUGAGGAGAAAAUGAAGCACUUAGUAAUUAGUUGUGCCAUGUCAAUGGAAAAGCAAAAACACUACAUUGCCAUGCUCCUCACACAAGCUAUUUUUGCAGGCAUGGCUUUGUUUUCUAAAUCUGCAAUAUCUCAAGGGAUGAACCCUUAUGUUUUUGUGACUUAUCGUCAAGCAUUUGCUAUCAUCGCGUUAGCCCCCCUCGCUGCCUUCUUUGAAAGAAAAUCUGAUGUUCCUUUAUCCUACAACAUCAUAUUGAAGAUCUUCCUGAUGUCAUUACUUAACACUCUAAGUUUGGAUCUAUAUUAUUUUUCCAUACAUUACACCACAGCAACAUUUGCUGCAGCCUCCACUAACUUAAUUCCAGCCAUCACUUUUUUUAUGGCAGUAAUUUUAAGAGUGGAGGCUCUUGCAAUAAAGAAGUCACAUGGAAUGGCAAAAUUGUUGGGUUCUUCAAUUGGUGUUACAGGAGCUUUGGUAUUUGCCUUAGUUAAAGGUCCACAAUUGAACUUCAUGAAUUGGUUCAAAGGGAACACAAGGGGAACUCAUAGCUCAAAUUUGAAUUAUAGUUUGAAGGAAGAGUGGUUAAAAGGUUCACUAGUCAUGGUUUUGGCUAACAUUACAUGGUCUCUAUGGCUCAUUUUACAGGUUCCUAUUGUGAAACUAUAUCCAGCAAAGCUUCGUCUUGCUACUCUAUAUUGCUUGUUUAGCUGGAUACAAUCUUCAAUUUGUGCCAUGGUGAUGGAAAGGAAUAUAUCAGCAUGGAAGCUAAAAUGGGACAUUAAUCUUUUUUCAGUAGCUUACUGUGGUUUUAUUGUUACAGGCUUGACAUAUUGGAUACAACUUUGGACUGUAGAGAAAAAAGGGCCAGUAUUUAUAUCUAUGUUCACUCCAUUAUCACUCAUCAUAACUGCCAUAGUGUCAGCAUUUUUGUGGAAGGAAACACUUUAUGUGGGAAGUGUAUGUGGAGGAAUAUUGCUAGUUGGUGGGCUUUACUUGGUCCUAUGGGGAAAGAAUAGAGAAGCAGAGAGGGAAAUAAAUCAAUAGUGGAAAUCAAGGAUGGAAUUACAGUAAUUUAAUAGGACAAUAUUGUAUACUC
Molecule: messenger RNA, 1145 nt
Organism: Solanum verrucosum
Lineage: Eukaryota; Viridiplantae; Streptophyta; Magnoliopsida; Solanales; Solanaceae
Product: WAT1-related protein At1g43650-like
Exons: 7
Coding region: 62-1093 (343 amino acids)
Cellular component (GO): plasma membrane
Molecular function (GO): transmembrane transporter activity
Source: RefSeq, a predicted model, not a curated record